Molecule: messenger RNA, 318 nt
Organism: Adineta ricciae
Lineage: Eukaryota; Metazoa; Rotifera; Eurotatoria; Adinetida; Adinetidae
Source: the annotation of a GenBank genome assembly
AUGUUGCUCAAAUGCAUUCUGCCAUGGAUGAUGACAACGCGAACGAAUUGCUAUCGAAGUUCGAUAACACGAUUUUCUCGAGACAUCUAUUCCCGACUUUAUCCGAACUAUCUCGUUCUACCCGAUGGAUCAACAAUCCGAAUACGGUAUCCGGAACCGCGACAUCUUGUUAAAUUACCAGUCGACAUCGCGAGUUUAUCGGAAAAAGAGCAAAAGACACGGUUGCUGCGUCGAUCAGCUGUACAAAAAGAAAAAAUGGAAAUCACAUUAGAUACAGACUACGAUCCGACGGCAUAUUUGAAUAAAUAUGCGAAAUAA